CGUUCGAGUUUAGUCAGCCCGAGCUUGCGGCAUAUUGCUGAACAGAAAAGGUUACCAGCACACCGCAACGAGGGUCGUUUUCGUGACAAACAAUACGGUCUGAGGCGGUGGGCGCCGGUUACUAUAGAAACAGUGAGGCGCUCUGACCGCGAGCGCAACUUCUCAGAAAUAAUAGCUUCUCUGACUUUUCUCGGAGCUAGCGCUAACUCUACAGCUUUAGACGUUUGGUGAUUUAGGAGGUAAACAAGUCUUGAAAUGCUAAGAAGACGAAGAUAUUGAUACUUUUAGUUGUUUUACUUAAAGUUACGUGGCGGUUUUCCGACGACUGAGCAGGUUUAGGGGGGCUUUAUCUUCGAACAGCCCUGAGGAAAUUUAGCAGCUGCAACCACAAAAGCCUCUUCCUGUUCCCUUCGACGUUAUGAUGAGAUGCAUGUUCACAUGGUCUUAACAAUGGAAACUGUUGAUUAGAGCUUGGAAGAAUUAGUGAAGGGGAUUUACGCUACUAACACCACACACACAUACACAAGUACUCAGGAAAAAAGCUUGCAACAAAGAGAGCAAUGAUGUUCUUUAACAUCAUCCAGUGGUUCUCUGUUAUCCUGUGCUGUGGAUCCUAUAACAUUUCUGCUGUCACAUCUUCCACCUGCAGUCUCUCCCAAGUAGGCAAAAUUUCUUGGAUUGGACAAAAUCAGAGUCAUGUCUGAAUUCCCACACGGCCAGACUAUGAAUGUUGUCUGCAAAAACUCAGACGAUAAGGGGAGGCAGGCCCAGCCAGAGUCGCAACCGAGGAAGGAUGAGAGAAAGGAAUCGGGAUUGGCAUCUGCUGCAGUGCUGGAAAAGACCCAGGAGUUUUUCCAGAUCUGUGACAGCGAGAGCAAGGGCUACAUAACACGGACUGAUAUGAGGAAGUUGCACAGGGAGUUGCCGCUCUCUUCAGGGGAAUUGGAGAAUGUCUUUGACUCACUGGACUCAGACAGAAAUGGCUACCUUACUCACACAGAGUUCUCCUCUGGAUUCAGUAACUUCCUUCAUGGACGCAGAAUGAGUGAAGUAGAGGAUCAAGUCAGAGGUCUCAUGCAGAAGGUUCCAGAAGCUCUGUACCAAGUUGAACCACAAGCAGAGAAAGAGGAUGAUGAGGAGAGACACUUCAGCAUGUUGAUGGAGAGCCUGGGUGCUAGCAAUGUCUUUGAAGAUCCCAGUGAAGUGCGUGAGCUGUGGGCUCAGCUCAGAAAAGACGAGCCUCACCUGCUGUACAACUUUGAAGAAUUCCUGGCCCGCGUCACAUCCCAAAUAAGAGCAGUCCAACAAGAGAGGAAGGAGAUGGAAAGUGCCCUCAGAAAGAAGGCCGCAACACAUGAUAGUGAAAUCCAGCGGUUAUACGAGGAAAUGGAGCAACAGAUGAAAAAUGAAAAAGAUCGACUGCUUCUCAAGGACUCAGAACGUCUGCAGCUGCGUAGUCAGGAUCUGCAACAACAGCUUAGCAGCAAAGAGCAGGAGCUUGAGCAGCUCUUUCUCAAACAAAGGAGGUUGGAGCAUCAAUGUCGAGAGCUGCACAGUGAGCAGCAGGAGAGUCGGGUUGAGAACAUAAAACUGAAAAUGACCAAUGAGGAACUCUCACGCGAGUUGGAGCACACAUGUCAUGAGCUCUCAUUGGCUCAAGAACAGCUAACCUUUCUACAGGAAAAGGCCUCAAGGCUACAGCAAGAAAGAGAGAUGGAGAUGUACAGAAUCACAGAGGGACUCCAGAGGGAGAAGCAAAGCCUAAUGAAACAGUUAGACCUGCUCAGAGAAAUGAAUAAACAUUUAAGAGACGAGCGAGAUGUCAGUUCUUCAAAACGAAGUAACUCGUUGAAGAAACUCUCUCACACACAGCAAGCAGCCUCAACCCUAAUAAUGCAUUCUGACAAAAAAAAGACUACUAAAAGUGAGGUUGGCACAGAAGAAUUGACUCAGAAUGCACACAGGAAAACGUCCACCAUGGUGAAUGGCUGUGGCCCAAAUUCAACAUGUGAGGCCCAGCAGACUGCAGAUGAGGGUUCAGUGUCUGGGAGUCCAGGGCUGGAUGUGUUGGAUGAUCCCCCAGAAGGCUGGCCUUUGCGUAGGGUUAUCUCCAUCGAGGAGGACCACCUCCCACACCUGCUACAAGGAGAGCCUCAACCUUUACUCCACCAGCUGAGUGAGUUACAGAAGAGAGGAGAAGACGAAACCCAGAUUGAACUGAACAUGAGCCCUAUUUAUUCCUCAAACGUUUCCCUAGCCUCUGCACAUUCACCUCCACCUGCCCAAGUGAAACCCUUCUCUAAACGGAAAGGAGGAAGAGGAGGUGUCCCCUCCUCACCCAGGGGCCAACCAGUGGGCAAGGAGACUUUGCAAAAGGUUCCAGUGGAGGGUGCUGUGGCUGCCCCUCAGCGCCUUUUUAAGGUCGUUCUUGUGGGCAACUCAAGUGUGGGCAAAACAGCUUUUCUGCGUCGCUUCUGUGAUGGACGUUUCCAUUCGGCCACUGCAGCUACUGUGGGUAUUGACUACAGAGUGCGGACUCUUAAUCUGGAAGAUAGUCAUGUGGCACUUCAGUUGUGGGACACAGCAGGUCAGGAGAGGUAUCGGAGUAUUACCAAACAGUUUUUCCGCAAGGCUGAUGGUGUGGUGGUGAUCUAUGACGUAACCAUGCACAGCAGCUUUAGGUCAGUGCGCCCCUGGCUUGCCAGCAUACAGGAAGCAGUGGGGGACCCUAUUCCAAUCAUGCUCCUUGGCAACAAAUCAGACAAGGAGAAUAUGAGAGAGGUGCCGGCUAAAGAGGGGAAAAGGCUAGCUGAGGAAACAGGUCUGAUGUUCUUCGAGUGCAGUGCUUACACAGGUUACAAUGUGCUAGAGGCCAUGUUACAUCUAGCCAGAGUGCUGAGGGAGCAAGAGGACAGAGUGUGGGAGAGUACAGUGCGGCUGGUGGAUCAACCAGUGAAGAAGAAAUCCUGCUGCAAGUGACCACACUUGCACACGCAUACUCUUUCCAUAGACUUCAGUGUAACUGUACUUACAUGCUGCUCUUCCCACAGUUAAACCCAACCCUAAACCUAACUUCGGAAACCAAAAGGAAAUCUUUUGACUUGUAUAAGACAUAAUGUGACUGUGACAAGAAGAGAGGAACUUACAAUCUCUCUCUUCUGUUCACUACUUUGUCUAUAAGCUGGUAUUUGGUUAACAGAGUGUAACAAAAACACAUUUCUUUGCCUUUUGUUGUGCAGAGAAAUAAGUUGAUUUGAUCAUAUCAGUAAUGAGGAUAGAUGAUAAAAAGCUGUGGUCUGCUCAUGAAAAUUAUAUUUUAAAUAUUUUAUAUGCUGUUAAAAAUCAACAAACAAAAUUCAGUCUAGCAAUUAAUGUAACAAUAAUAAAACAAAAAAUAGUGUGAUAUUCAGCAGUUGCUUCUGUUUACACCCUAAAUAGGAUGUGCAAGCAAAGAAGCACACCAGCAAUGAAGAGUAUUUUGUUUGUUGGCUACAAGCAUUAAUCUCCUGUGUCAGCUUUGCUAGAAAACACUCCUAGUAAAACCUUUAUAUAAAGAUGGAUACAAACUGAGUUGUAAAAUAUUAGAAACAUUUCUGUUCUUUCAGGAUUUUAUGUUAUUCUGUGUAUGCAUAUUGUUAUCUGAAUGACAAUGUUAUAUUAAAUAAAACCUAUUUUUGGUUAUUUGUAAUUCAAUCUUGUGAUGCUGAAGUAAAUGUAGUAGAAAUAGCACUCAUUUACUCAUCUCUGAUUUAUUUGCCUGUUCUUACCCCAGAUUUCCAAGAAACUUAACAAAUGUUUGCUUAAAAUGUUAAAAUUAUGUGCCAAAAAUAUUAAACAUUGACCUUAAAAAAA
Messenger RNA from Pygocentrus nattereri (red-bellied piranha), 3852 nucleotides. It is a transcript of the gene cracr2ab, whose product is annotated as calcium release activated channel regulator 2Ab. Gene Ontology annotation, molecular function: GTPase activity; GTP binding; calcium ion binding. The record is from RefSeq and is a predicted model, not a curated record. NCBI's taxonomy places the organism in Eukaryota, Metazoa, Chordata, Actinopteri, Characiformes, Serrasalmidae. Bases 697 to 2979 code for a protein of 760 amino acids. The transcript has 19 exons.